Molecule: messenger RNA, 858 nt
Organism: Linum tenue
Lineage: Eukaryota; Viridiplantae; Streptophyta; Magnoliopsida; Malpighiales; Linaceae
Source: the annotation of a GenBank genome assembly
AACAGAAAUGGCAAGCCUCACUGUCCCUCUGUCGCUUUGUUUCUGUGCUGUGUUUCUCAGUCCAGCAGUUGCAGACUGGAACAUUCUUCACCAAAACGGGAAACACCACGCUGCAUUGUCGUUGGCCCGAAGUAGGUUGCAGAUCAGCUUGCAGAACUACUGCGAGAGCUGGAGGAUGAACGUGGAGCUCCACAACAUCCGCGACUUCAAGGUCGUCCCCGAAGAGUGCGUCCCCUACAUUGGCAACUACGUGACGUCGGUCCAGUACCAGAUCGACUCGCAGUUGACCGUAGAGGAGUGCAUCGUCUACAUCAGCACCACCUGCAGCUUCAGGAAAGAUGGUAAAGAUGCAUGGCUGUUCGACGUGGACGACACCCUCCUCUCCACCAUCCCCUACUUCAAGCAACACCAGUUUGGGGGGGAGAUGUUCAACGCGACCGCAUUCGAGGAAUGGGCGAGCAAAAGGAAGGCAACACCAUUGGAACACACAAUGAGGCUCUACAAAGUGUUGAAAUCAAUGGGAGUACAGAUCUUCUUGGUCUCUAGCAGAAGUGAGAAUCUCAGAUCAGCCACAACUGACAACCUUGUUGAUGUUGGCUACCAUGGCUGGAAAAGUCUCUUCCUAAGGGGAAAUGAUGAACUGAAUGGUGGGGUGGCGCAGUACAAAGCUAACGUGAGGCAACAAUUGAUCAACGAUGGCUACAGAAUCUGGGGCACAGUUGGAGAUCAGUUCAACAGCUUUGCAGGCCUCCCAAGUGCUGGCAGGACAUUCAAGCUCCCUAAUCCACUCUACUAUGUCUAUUAAUAACACAUCCUAAUAUUCCCUUCCUGCUAAACCAAGGAGAUUUAUCAACAACG